Molecule: messenger RNA, 799 nt
Organism: Symbiodinium natans
Lineage: Eukaryota; Dinophyceae; Suessiales; Symbiodiniaceae
Source: the annotation of a GenBank genome assembly
GCGCGUGGCCGACGAGCUGCAUCUGGUGCUGGGCCUCUUGGACCAGCACCUGGAGGCAGGGAUACCGGCGGCGCCCAUUCAGGAUGCCUCCUUCCUCUCCGAGGUCGAGGCCGCCCGGCGCGCGGUGGCCGGCCGCGCAGCCCAGGUCGCCGGCACCGCGGCGGCGCUGGCCGCCGGCGAUUUCGUGCCGAUGCCCAGAGAGAAGAAGCGCCAGGACAGCGAGGAGCCAAGGCUUCCGGGUCCAGCGUCCAAGGGCCAGGGUGCCGGUGCCGUGACCACAACGGCGAGUUGGCUGAGCUCCAGCCUCACGCUCAUCUUUUGGGUUUGCAUCUUCUUGCUGGACAUUGUUAUCGUGGUCGGGAUGCAGAUCUUCCUGGAGUCCAUCGGCCGGAAGCGAACGGGCAAGGGGGGCAUCAUGUCCCAGAAGCAGAUGGCCAGCGCGCUCUCCAAAGCCGGUGGUCCAACUGGGGCACCUAUCCCAGAGCCGAGCGCCACCAGCACCCAGCGCCUCUCAGUGCUGUCGCAGGAGGAACUGUUGGCCCAUUUGCUGGCGGAGCAUUGGGUGAAGAUCGUCAUAGGCCUUGGCAUCUCUGUCGCCCUCCGGCUCCCGCAGCUCUUCCUCAGCGAAGACGGGGUUGUCUUCCACAUGCUCUUCACGUUGGUCAUGGUCCUUCGGUGCAUGUCUCCCGUGAUGCUCUGGUUUCGUGACGAGAUGGGCUUGCCAAAGAAGGGCAAGGGAGCGACGGCGGGACCCACGACGCCUGGAAGCACGGCAGCGCCUUCGCAGAAGCACCAGUGA